This is a messenger RNA of Coregonus sp. 'balchen', 1604 nucleotides long. The record is from the annotation of a GenBank genome assembly. Lineage: Eukaryota; Metazoa; Chordata; Actinopteri; Salmoniformes; Salmonidae.
AUGGAGGUUAAGGUAUCAGUGGAAGGAGUCCCACAAGUUGUCUGUGGAGUUACUGAGAAAACCACAUGCCAGGAAGUGGUCAUAGCUUUGGCCCAAUCCAUUUGUGAGUACAAGUCUGGCAGUGUUUUAAUUUUACUGUAUAAUUCACUAGAAAUGUCCAAUCCAAAUCAAUCUUUUCAGGUGAUAAAUUCAUCCCAAUCAUUUCCCUUUGCUUAGGUCGUCCUGGGCGCUACACACUUAAAGAGAAAUUCAAAGAGUUUGAGCGGAAUGUGGCACCCAAUGAACGGCUUCUGGAGUCACUUGAGAGGUACGGCCAGCAGGCCAGAGAGGUCCAGCUCACCCUGCUGCAUAACGGGCCAUCCUUCUGCGAAGAGCCUAGUAGAGGGAAAGGCAGCAGAUACCAAGUUGGGCCUCAGCUGAGGAGAGCAGAUGCUGGGGGCAAAGUACGAAGGUGUAAUGGUGGUCUUAGUUUACACCGUCAAAGCCUACCUCCCUUAUCACGCCUGCGGCAACAAGCCAAACAGCCACCGGAAGAACCGAAGAAGCCCAAAAGAAAGUCCCUGACCCUGAUGGAGGAGGCUUGGGGAUGGCUGGAGAGUCUAGGAAGAGGCGGAGCGAACCAAUCAAGCCACGAAAAGGGAAACAGCAAGGACACUGACAAAAGGGAUGGUAAUUCCCUGAAUGUUUCGGUCACUGUUUCCAAGGAUCCCUCCACUCCUGGGGUUUUGCAGAGCAAAGUCAGAGGAGAAAAGAGUGCCAAGUCCACUGAGCACCAGCGAAUCUCCUGCUGCAUGGGAGACCAGGGCAGGGACAGAGAGAAGAGUAACAUUUCUGAUGAGGGUAAAGAUAACCAACAUGUUAAGAAACACCCAGAAGCUGGCACGGCAAAGAUAAAUGCUGAGGGCUGUCAGAAUCCAACCAGUGCCCUUAAGAUGGUUGAUGAGAAAAGGAGGUUAAGAGGACUAGUUGCUCGCCAACAGACUAAUCUGAAAGAGCUGCAGGUUCAAAUAAACUCAACGAAUAGUCAGAUUCAUGAGCUGGAGGAGCAACAAAAGGCCAGGCAAACUGACCAAGAGGCCCAGCAGAAGGUAAUAGAGGAGGCAGAGCAGCUGGAAUUUUGGGAUAAUGAGCUGAAGGCGGAAGAGGGAUAUCAAAAAGACUUGGAGGAACAGUUCCUGGAGAUUAAGGAAAAAGCUGUGGCGUGUAAGGCCAAGUUGGAAGAAUACAAAAUUAAAAUGCAAGGACUUGAUUCCUCAAGAGACAGAAGAACUGUUCAAAUGGAGAAAGUGAAUGUUGCAAGCCAAGAUGCCACAUCUCCUGCUGCUGCAGGGUGGACAACGCCAAAUGAGGCCUUGAAUCAGUCAAGAGCGCUUACAGUCAGCGUGGUAAAUACAGACAGGAAGUUUGCUCCCAGAGAGAACUCAGAUCUUCCGCAUGCUCUAGUUCCCCCAAACCAGAUCAAGGACUUGCGGCCCUCAAGGCCAAAUCAGCUUAGAGACUUGUGGACACACUGGUCUGAAGCCCCGAGUCCAAAUACAGAAACAAAACCAAAGGUUGUGCAUCGCGCCGAGAUAACGAUACAUCUGGGUAGCACCAGAGUUUGA